Messenger RNA from Colletotrichum navitas, 1586 nucleotides. RefSeq names its product cutinase. The transcript is spliced from 2 exons. Gene Ontology annotation, molecular function: hydrolase activity. The record is from RefSeq and is a predicted model, not a curated record. Bases 418 to 1404 code for a protein of 328 amino acids. NCBI's taxonomy places the organism in Eukaryota, Fungi, Ascomycota, Sordariomycetes, Glomerellales, Glomerellaceae.
UCCUCGUAUUACCUAUUGCCCAGCAAAAAAGCGCAUGCAUGCCCCCUCAACCCACCCCUGCAACCGCGCCAUGUGGCGAUGAUGUUUAUGCCAAUUUAGAAGUUCAGCUCCGAAGCAACCCACUAUUGUCAUGUUGUCAGCUUAGUCGAAGAAGAAAGGAACAUUCAGGCAACACUGCAGGGCUGCUCUAGAUGGCUCUAGAUGUGACAGAUGGGUUAGGACGGCAUCUCGCACUCCGCGCCAUCCAUUUCCAUUGCAAUGAUGGUACGGAGUAAAUAGAAAAAGAACCCCGUCUUCCCCGACCUCCUGUUCCAAAUGUCCUGUCUCUCUACGGCCGUCUCGUCAACCGUGUCACUCGCUUUUCACUCGCUUCAGUUAAUCGCAGCGUCAAUAAUACCCUAAUAGUAAUUCGCCACCAUGCUGUCCCCGAAAGCCGCCGCUCUCUUCAACCUAGUCCUCCUGGCCUCUGCAGCCCCUGGAAAGCGCCAGUCCACUGGGACCGGAUCUUGUACCGACCUGCACCUCUUCGUCGGCCGAGGAUGGAAUGAGGGAUACCCAGGUCGUCAUCAGUCCCUCAUUGACGCCACCUGCAACGGCCUUGUUAGCUGCGACUACGAAGAUAUCCGGUUCGACGCUACCAACGCCAACGGCUACGCUAGAGCGGUUGAGCAGGGCCGCGCCUCGGGCGUCUCUCAGAUCAGGGCGUACGUCGCAAAGUGCCCCAACUCCAAGAUCGUCGUGAGCGGCUACAGCGAGGGCGGCAACGUUGUUGCUAACAUCCUGGCCGAUUCCGGACUUACCCCCGGAGCUGCUCCCGGAAGCAAGAUCUGCGCCGCUACUCUUUUCGGUGAUACGACGCACGUUGCCAGCCAGAGCUACAACGUCGGAGCCGGAGCAGCCUACAGCGGCACCAUGGCCCGCUCCGCCUCGUCUUUGCGCAACAUGAACCAGUUCGCUAGCGUCUUGCGUUCCUGGUGCAACGGCGAUGAUGGUGUCUGCGCGACGACCUCGGGCAAUGACGGCGGCGAGGCUGCCCACACCAACUACUUCCAGCUAUAUUCCAACGAUGCCGCCGCCUUUAUCAAGGAGAAGUGCCCCGUCCCCACCGCGACCGCCACCUCCACAGUCCCUGCCCCCACCGCGACCGGCUCUGUCUGUGUCGGCGGCACGGUCAAGUCUGGUCUGUCGGACAGCUACCUUGGUCUCUGCAGCUUCUCGUGCUCCAACGGAUACUGCCCCGACGGUGUGUGCCAAUGUUCCACCUUCGGCCAGCCGACGACGCCGCCCGCCGGUGACGGACGCGAUGGCUGCCCUGCCGAUGGGCUGGACGAGAGCUACAAGGGGCUCUGCAGCUUCAGCUGCAGCCACGGCUACUGCCCGGAUGGUGCCUGCAAGUACUGCUAAGCUGUGAGUGGCUUGCAUGGAGAGUGUGGUCUAGCAUACCGCCUAGAAGUAAUAACGCCCAGCCCACCGAGGCCAUGGUUAAUUAAUACAUGAAGAUUUGAGCAGCGCUUGCUGUCUUUAGCCGCCAGUAGUCUGCUAUGAAGUGCAUUGUGAAGACAUGCCUGUCCACGACCUGCUAGAAG